AUGGUGCCGCGAGCGUUUGCUUUAUAUGGCAGUGGUAUGCCACCACAAUAUCCAGCAUUUCCGACAGAUUUUCUUAGUCGUGGUCCUUUCUCGAACAAUUUAGGCAUGGCAGCACUGGGAUCAAAUACUUUGAAUACACAUUUUCUGGGAGCUAACAUACUCAACGAUAAAGAUAAAUUCGAGGCCAGUGGUUGUACAUAUGACAGCGGCCGUGCUCGAUGCAUCGACAAUUUGGGUGCAUGUAAAGGAAGAUGCAAGGAUUUCGGCAGCGGCUUAACCCACGAUUGCAAAUGCAUACCUGACAAUUUGCUAACUAUUCUUGGUCUAGCAGUCGCGCGAAAGUAA
This is a messenger RNA of Gongylonema pulchrum, 345 nucleotides long. The record is from the annotation of a GenBank genome assembly. NCBI's taxonomy places the organism in Eukaryota, Metazoa, Nematoda, Chromadorea, Rhabditida, Gongylonematidae.